AUGGAAAAAGAAAAGUCCAAGUAUCGAUAUUCAUCCGAAAUUCAACAAAUGAUGUUUGUUUUUGGCGAAGUGCCCGAGCCUCUGACAGAAACGAUUCAACUUGUUGAAGAUAUUGUUAGAUCACAAGUGAUUGAAAUUAUUAUUCAGGCAGCCGCUCAAGCAGCCAAGCGUGGCUCACGAUACAUGAGUUCUGAAGAUCUUAUAUUCUUAAUUCGUCAUGAUCGAGCGAAAGUAAAUCGAUUACGAACGUAUUUGAGUUGGAAAGAUGUUCGCAAGAAUGUAAAAGAUACAGGAAAUGAUGCCGUUGAAGAGACUAUUGAGGAACCAAGUGCAGCCUACAAUGACUCAAUACAAAGAUUAAAGGAUGCAGAUGAAAUUACCAGAGCUAUGACAAGAGAAGAAUAUGUACAUUAUUCAGAAUGCCGUCAGGCAUCUUUUACUUAUAGAAAAGCGAAACGUUUUCGUGAAUGGGCAAACAUGUCAGCAUACAUUGAUAUGAAACCAAAUGAUGAUAUUAUAGACAUUUUAGGAUUUUUGACAUUUGAGAUGGUUAGCACUUUAACCGAAACAGCGCUUCGUGUUAAACGAGAUUUGGACAAAGAUCAGAAAAUGCAUAAUAAAGGGCUUAAAAGACCACGUGAAAAUUACGACACAGGCGGUAAUGUAUUUUUGUUUUCCUUACCCCCUCCUGAGCAAACAGCUUUACAACCUUCACAUAUACAUGAAGCGUUCAGGAGAUUGCAAAUGGUUGCUCAGUUGUAUUCGGUCGCCGAAGCUUCAAAGGCUGAGACUAGUGGAGGUGAAGGAGUGGAAGUAAUCAAGAACGAAUCUUAUGAUAACGGAAAGGAGCUUUGGCACCCAGCGGAGCGCUUGAACUUUACGAAGAAGCGUGGAAUGCCUACCCUCAUUGUAAGACAGAAUGGAUACAUGAAAGAAAAUUUUAAAUUAAUUACUGAAUCAAUGCAUAUUGAUGAAAGUCGUGGCGAAGUAGAAAAUGCUUUGAAUAUUUCUGAAGACUUACUUGAGAAACGUAAAGUAGUGAUAAUCGACGUUGCAAACGAUCCUAUUGAAGCUAAAGAUUAUCAGGAAGAUGAAGAUCCUACUUUGUUCCAUUCCGAAAAGACCGGUAGAGGUCCAUUGAAGGGCGAUUGGAUUAAAACUGUCACUCCGGUUAUGACUUGUUAUAAGCUUGUAACUAUAGAGUUUAAAUGGUUCGGUCUUCAAACUAAAAUGGAAGCAUUUACCCAAGAUUUUCAUAGACAAGUUUUUUGUUGGACUGACAAAUGGUUUGGUAUGACUCUGGAGGAUAUUCGCGAACUAGAAGAUAAAACAAAACUAGACCUUGAUGAGUCAUUGUCAAAACCACUAGAAGUUACGGAAGCUACAGAAACAGUGGUUGUUAAGGCUUAA
This is a messenger RNA of Dentiscutata erythropus, 1410 nucleotides long. NCBI's taxonomy places the organism in Eukaryota, Fungi, Glomeromycota, Glomeromycetes, Diversisporales, Gigasporaceae. The record is from the annotation of a GenBank genome assembly.